Messenger RNA from Liolophura sinensis, 2609 nucleotides. RefSeq names its product probable methylmalonate-semialdehyde/malonate-semialdehyde dehydrogenase [acylating], mitochondrial. Lineage: Eukaryota; Metazoa; Mollusca; Polyplacophora; Chitonida; Chitonidae. Gene Ontology annotation, biological process: thymine catabolic process; L-valine catabolic process. Gene Ontology annotation, cellular component: mitochondrion. Gene Ontology annotation, molecular function: methylmalonate-semialdehyde dehydrogenase (acylating, NAD+) activity. The record is from RefSeq and is a predicted model, not a curated record.
GUUUGUAGGAACUGGCACGUUUGAUGUUCACGGCUUGCGCACAGUUCAGAUUGUCUACUGGGAAGCGCAGGAUGGCAUCGAAAUUCUUGCUGCGAGUGACACUGAAACAGAAAUUCUGGAUCAGUGGUGUACCCAGGUUCUACAGUUCUGCUUCAGUGCCCACUACAAAGUUGUUUAUCAAUGGCAAAUUUGUAGAUUCCAAAACUGACAAAUGGAUUGAUGUUCACAACCCUGCGACCAAUGAAGUGGUGACACGGGUGCCAGAAGCCACAAGGGAGGAGAUGGAGGGGGCAGUGAGCGCAGCCAAACAGGCGUUUGAGUCCUGGUCACAAACCACAGUCCUCACCAGACAACAGACCAUGUUUAGGUUCCAGCAGCUCAUCAAGGAAAAUAUGAAACGACUUGCUGCUAACAUUACAUUAGAGCAAGGAAAAACGCUGGUUGAUGCAGAGGGAGAUGUGACAAGAGGCCUUCAGGUAGUAGAGCACUGUUGUAGCAUCCCGUCCUUACAGCUGGGGGAGUCUAUGUCUACGAUAGCUAAGGACAUGGACAUCAUCUCUUACCGUGUCCCCCUGGGGGUGUGGGCGGGCAUCACGCCAUUCAACUUCCCGGCCAUGAUCCCCAUGUGGAUGUUCCCUACAGCGAUUGUCUGUGGUAACACCUGUGUGAUGAAGCCAUCAGAGAGGGACCCUGGGGCCACCAUGAUACUGAUGGAGUUGUUACAGGAGGCUGGGGUCCCUGAUGGGGUUGUCAACGUCAUACACGGCAAACAUGACUCUGUGAACUUUAUCUGUGAUCACCCUGACAUACGGGCCAUCUCAUUCGUUGGAUCUGACCAGGCAGGCCAGUAUAUUUAUGAAAGAGGAUCAAAGAAUGGCAAGAGGGUACAGUCAAACAUGGGAGCCAAGAAUCAUGGAGUUGUUAUGCCGGAUGCAAAUAAAGAACAAGCCCUCAACCAGUUGGUGGGAGCAGCAUUUGGAGCAGCAGGACAGAGGUGCAUGGCGCUGAGCACAGCCCUCUUUGUGGGAGAGGCUCAAGAUUGGCUCCCUGACCUUGUUGAGAAAGCCAAAAAGCUAAAGGUCAAUGCAGGUCACGAACCUGGCACAGAUCUGGGACCUCUAAUCUCUCCUCAGGCUAAGCAAAGGGUGCUCGACCUGGUUCAGUCUGGAGUGGAUGAGGGGGCAGAACUCCUGUUAGAUGGCCGUGAUGUUGUGGUGAAGGGUUACGAAAAGGGCAACUUUGUGGGGCCGACCGUCCUGCACAAAGUCAAGCCUAACAUGAAAUGUUACAAAGAGGAAAUAUUUGGGCCGGUGCUGGUCAGCUGUGCUGUGGACAGCCUGGACGAGGCCAUCAACCUCAUCAAUGCCAACCCUUACGGUAAUGGCACAGCCAUCUUCACCACAAACGGGGCUACAGCCAGGAAGUACACAAUGGAAAUUGAUGUGGGACAGGUGGGCGUGAAUGUACCCAUCCCCGUCCCUCUACCCAUGUUCUCCUUCACAGGCUCAAGGGCUUCCUUCAGGGGAGAUCAGAACUUCUAUGGAAAAGCAGGUUUUAAUUUCUACACCCAAGUGAAGACGGUGACCCAGAUGUGGAGAGCGGAUGAUGCUACAGGUGGGAAGGCCGCCACUGCCAUGCCUGUCAUGCGUUAACUCUCACACUUAUAAUAGUGUCAGUUCAGCACAUGUGUGAUGUGGACAAAUCUGAUAUAAUAAACUGUUAUGCUGUACACACUUGUACAUGUAUGUCAACCUCAUUUUCUCAGUGAAGAGAUAUAACAGAAUAAAUCUGAGCUGAAUGGCAGACACAUGAAACAAUGUACCUGGCCAUGUAAGCCACUUCUGGAGACCAGAGUCGCCUGCCCUUACUUCAGAAUCUGUCACCAAAAAUUCAGGGUUAUACACAAAAUAAUGUGUGGAAGUACAUGUAUGUUUUGUGUGAUUGAGCAGAGUAAGGUAUAUACUUGUCUGAUGUUCAGAUGUUGAUGAGAAAGAGCCCAUUUUCAUACUGCAUGAAGUUCACCAUUUUAGAUAAGUAUCAUCAUGGUGGUAGAUAUAGCUGUGUAUGAAACCUUUCAUACAUGGGGUGAGUAAGUUGUGAUAUGCUUUUCUCAGUGCUAUAUGAUUAAGGUGCAAACAGAAUUCUGUAGCUGUAAGUCCUGUGGAGCUUGCAGUGGUUUAUCUACUGGCAUUUCAGUGGUUUUUGUACAAAAUUGUUCUGGUGUACUUCAGUAUGGCCAUGGUUGUGCAUUUCUACCUGAGCGUAAAUUGCUCCAUUAACUUGUUCUUACCUGAAGUUCACUGAAUGAGCAUUUAAUCAUAAUAAUGGGAAGAUUUGGAUUUUGCUAUUUGAGAUUCCCGGUGUCUUCUAGAUCUGCCCUGAAUACUGGUGAAAUUAUGGUGCAUGGCCUGUUGUUGCAGAAAUUAUUUGUCUAAUAAAUGCUUGUUGCUCAUUGCUGUUUUUACGCAAAGUGCUAAAAUUCAAUCAUAUUAUGAAAGAUGAUCAAAUACUUCUCAUAAUCAAGAAUGUGUAAAAAGAGCAGUUAAAUUCCUUAAAUGUUUCUUAUUGACUAUGGUUUUCAGAAUGGAUUUUAGUGAAAGAUAAGACUC